UGGAGUUGAGAAGAGAAGAGAAGAGAAGAAGCGACACUCAAGGAGGCGCAAUAAUAAUAUUUGAAUCGCUCUCUCUCUCUCUCUCUCUCUCUGUACCGCCGCCACUUGCACGCCAUGGAACGACGAGAUGAGCCGGAGUUCAAUUUAAGAGAGUGGGAUGUCAAGGCUCGUAUGAUCAGCCGCGAGAACACCAGUUCUAGAAGGUUUUCUGCUUCCAAUCUCACCAGUUUCCGAGAAGAUGCCAGGUCGUCUUUCCGCUCCAAUCUCACCAUUUCUAGCACUGCUUCUUCUCCUGGCUACGCCAUUAGAGAAGAAAUCGACCCUUCGACGUAUUCGUUCACUACUGCUCUCAAAGCAUUGCAGGCGAGAUCAGCUUAUAAUUGGGAGUGGCUGUCACCGGAAGGGUUUGCUCUAAACUCCAAAUGGAAUGAAGCUGAGAAAUACAUAUGCAACCCUCUUUCCGGAGAGGUUCCGAUGGAGUGUCUGUCCGCUAAAACACUCAGCGGCCGGUCGUUCCGGAGCUUAGCCGCCGGCCGAAUCACAAUGUCUGCACCUCUUGUAUGCUCCAGAUUUGCCCAUCCCAGGUCUCCUCUCGCUUUUCAUGAAACUGAAGUAGUCCACCUUCCGGUUCAAGAGAAGAAGGUGGUGGGUGGCAUGAGGAGGGAUGUGGGGACUCAAAGUACCCCGCCCGAACUGAGUUCUAGCAGCAGUCCGAGCCCGGCGCCGACGCCUUCCAUCGGAGAAAGAUCCAUAAAGCGAAGUGAAGCGGAAGUCGAAGAUUCACCCAUCUCUGAUAUGGUAAAACUCAAGUUUGACGAAAAGGGCCAGGCCAGAAGCCCGCAAUCUCCGUGUCCUUUCAGCCAUGCCAUGCCAUUGACUCAACUUCUCUUCUUUUUGCCCCCCGGCCGGGCCAUUAAUAAAGCCUUGUUCUUUUCUCUUUCUUCUGCUGUUUCUUUGAGCCUAUCGAGAAACUCUACUUUUCCAUAAGCAGGAGAGAGGGGGGUAUUCAUAGAGUUUUUUGUUUUUAAUAACAUGGCGCAAAAAUUCUACCAUAUAGGGUUAAUGUAGCUAUAUAUUGCUUAUUAUUAGUUUGUUCAUACAUUUUUUCUACCUCAGCUCCACUUGCAUUAAACCCCUCUUAUUGGCAUGUUUCAAAUGCUUGUGUAAGCACAGAUAUAUACCAAAGUUCCUCGUAAGAAACCCAUUAGAAUUUCGGGGUAACUUGUUUUCUUCGUUACUUUGAAAAGCACAAAGCACUAGCUCUGCUACUCUUCCAUGGAUGCCAAAUCUGUGAAUAAAGUUGAAGCAAGCAUACAAACAAAGCAUUCUAAAGUUGAUGUAAAGUGUCACUGGAAACUUGAUUUCAAAAAGAUUGCUUACACAGCACUGAUGAUGAUUCUUUCACGUAGGCGAACUUUUAAGAAAUUAGCAUGCAAAAACAGUUGACAGUGAAGUAGUGGGUCUUGACAUUUGAGCAAUGCAGGCUGAAGAGAAAAAAACAAAUAGAAAGGAGGAGGAGGAGGAGGAGGUGCCGCAGCAGGAAGAAGAGAGAAAGAAAGCAAAGCAAAGGUGGAGGCGCAGGCAAGGAGGAGGAGGCUGCUUGUCCUGGAGAAGUUUGUG
Molecule: messenger RNA, 1620 nt
Organism: Diospyros lotus (date-plum)
Lineage: Eukaryota; Viridiplantae; Streptophyta; Magnoliopsida; Ericales; Ebenaceae
Exons: 5
Coding region: 115-987 (290 amino acids)
Source: RefSeq, a predicted model, not a curated record